GAUAGACAAGUUUCUGACGUCAUUACUAUGUUUUAAAGGAGGCAUUGAAUAAAGGAUGUCGUGCAAAAUACGAAAUUAACAGUGCUCACACUGUCAGAUUAAUUGUUAAUAUUAUUUUCAAUUAAAAUUAAUAAAUGACACGUGAUAUUUUAAACUUCAAAAUUAGUGGGGGGGCAUAAUAACCUUUAAAGGUUAACAACACUGAUUUAAAAAAAAUUAGCUUCUCAUUAGUUGAUAUUAAUGCAUUAUUAAACUACCGGCCUAAAAAUGUAUGCCUAAAAAUUUCUCAUUGGUUGGCAUUAUUAGAUUGAAAGAAAUCCUCUGGUUUCAUAAAAUUUACUGCAUAGGCAACACUGCCAACGAUAAUUUGACGGAUUAAUUGUCAAUGUCAUUAAUCAAAUGUUAACAAAAGUUACUAGAGAAAAAUUAGACGAGGUGUUUGAUGUUAGGUUUGAGUGACAAUACUCUAAAGUGGAAAAUUCUAAGAUGUGAUUGCAUUUUACUCAUAUAAAAUUUAAGUUGAAGUUUUAUGGUAUAACUCUAAUAAGAAACAAUUUAUCUGUUAUUGAGUAAUUAGAUGUACUCAUUAAUUUUACUAAAAAUAUUAACUCACUGACGUAGAUCACGUAGAUGUGUUCACUCAGGAUGGUUUUUUUACAGUGUAGUCUUGUAGAUCAUACUCCAAGAGUUUAACGAGUCUUUCUAAAUUUACUCCAAUGUUGUCGGACUUAUAAAGCCGCAUUUAAUUUUGUCAAUGUCAAACGUCACUUGUCAAAUAUAUUCAUCAGUACGCCCCUGUGAGGAGAUGUUAAUGCAACUAGUUAAGGUGGUUGCCUAUACGUAUCAAUAUCCCUAAAGCGAACCUAGAUUAAAAUUUUCUAACGUCACUACUGCGUUUUAUGGAAGGUAUUGAACAAAGUAUAUGAAAAAAAAAAACAAUUUAAGAAAUCGGAAAAUUAAACAAUAAAUAAUGUAGCGUAAAACAGGAAUUCCAAGUGAAUCACAUAAAUGAAAUCAAUUGUGUUACUCGUCCGAAGGAUUUUAUGUGAAUCCCGCAUGUAUUUAUGGAGAAAGUGUCGCAGAUAUGGCAUGAAUGAUACGAAAACCACCCAAAACCCAAAUGUUAUUUCGGCUGACAAACAUGCACCUACGGUACUCUUGACCGCACACAAUCCACAUCGUGACUAUCGAAGGUAAGCAAGCACCCCAGUACAUUAUAUUAGUAAGUAGAUGGGUUUAUAUAGCUUUAUUUCAGAAAAAAAAAACAUAAUUUUCGAAAGAAUGUGCCUUCAGAAGAAUAUACAUUCAUUUAUUAAUUUUUUUAAAAAGAGAAAAGAGAACAACCCUAUGGCCUUUUUAAAAUUUGUCUUUUGGAGCUCACUAAAUACAUUUGUUUAUAAAAAAAAAGAACAACUUAAUGGCCCUAUUAAUCAUCAAAAAUGGCGCCCAAACAUGAGUGUGUCUAUAGUAAGCAUCAUGGAGGAUAUAUUAGAGGGAGCUUUAAGCUCAAAAACGGAAGUCUUAUAUCUGAUCACUUGGAUAGAGUGCGCCCUGUGGCCGGACCCCUACUGAAUAACCACCAAUUUAAUUUGAAAAAAAAAUCACACAUAAUGCACCGCUUAAGGACCACCUUUAAACGAUCCAGGACUCCCACUGGGGCGGAAAUGAAAAUGCAGAGCAGCCUGGAGGUACCCAAACAGAUUCGUUCGGCGUCGUUCGACGAGAUCCAGCUGGAAGCGAAAAGACUCCAGGCAGGUGGUUCCGUGGACUCUCCAGCUUUGCUAGGAGUACCGCAACUGGAUAAGCGAUCCAGGAGCAUGGAUGCGGGAGGGUCGGAGGAGUCCGGGAAUUUUCUGGAGGUGCCCUCAAAGAGGUUCCAUCGGCGGAGGUCGUCCGGGGGGAAAGGGCUAUGCAUCCAUUGCGUAUGCCAAGAGGAAUACUUCCGCCUCCAUCCCCCCGAACUACUACCCCUAGACAUUCCCGAAUGGUUACCGUUCUUAACGGACUCCUCGUCUGAAGGCGAAGAAGAAGAAGACGACGAGGAAGAAACCGACGAUGACGAGAUCACCACCAGCCAGUGCACCACGGAGUACAGCAGAAACACCACGCACUGUAGCAGGGACACCAGCUACAGUAGAGGCAGCAGCUACACGGAUACCAGCAGGGAAAACAGUUUUGAUCCCCCGGAGUUCGUGCUUACGGUUACGCUGUUGCCGAACAUUCCGUCUCCUACCAUAUCGUCUCCUCCACCGAUACCUGCGUCGCCUAUCAUCGAAUUUUUUCCUCCCGAGUCCGAUUCUGAGGUGCCACUAACACCUACACAAACCAGGCGAAAAUCAAUCCACAGACAAGAAGCUUUUUUCGCGGAACCCACUGGAACCUCGUUGGAAAACAUGUCGGACGCUCCCUCGGAACCGGCUUCGGAGGGCACCUCUGAGGGGGCGUUAUCCGAAGGCGAUGCCCCCCACACCAACAUUCCCGGUCUAGUCGUUAGCGACAUCUAUUUGCAAGUACCGGAUUUAAGAAGAGACCGUGCAGCCUCCGUAGAUUCCUGCUUCUCAAAAGUACCGGAAAAGAAAACGGAAGAGUUACAACAUUCGGGCGUUAGUUUGGAGGUGCCCGUGGGGCCGAACGUGGCGCUGCGGUCGCGUUCGGUCGACAUCGUGUUACCGACCGACGAGCAGGCGCGCUAUAAAGCGCUCGCGAUGACAGCGCCCCCAGCUACCGUACAUAAGGGGUCUGCCACGUCCGGGGGGGAUAAACCGAAGAAGGGCACCCCCGAGUGGGGCGAACAGGCGGCUAUCGGCGACCACCUGUGGGUCUCCACCUCCAUGUCGGGGGAAUUAUGUUUCGUCGGAGAGUCCGAGUGUUUGAAACACGGUAACAGAUACAAAUGUUCCGCAUGCAAUAUAUUAUGCCACGAAGACUGCAUCCAUAUACUGACCGACCGGCAAAAGUUCAUGUGCAAACCGAGUUUUCGUGACGUGGGCGUUCGCCAAUAUCGCGAACAAACCACCAUACAACACCAUUGGGUCCAUCGGAGAUCCGAGAAGGGCAAAUGCCAACACUGUGCUAAAUCAUUCCAAUCAAAACUAUCCUUCGGUUCCAAAGAUAUCGUAGCAAUAAGUUGUUCAUGGUGCAAAGUAGCUUUUCACAAUAAGGAAUCAUGUUUCAAUAUACAGCGAAUAGGAGAAGAGUGUAAUUUAGGUGUACAUAAUAAUAUAAUAGUUCCUCCGUCAUGGAUAGUUAAGCUUCCGAAAAAAGGUAGUUUUAAGUCGAGCCUUAGGAAGGUGCCAAAGAAAAAGGGAUCAAAUAAUAAGAAAAGAGUUAGUAAUAAGGAUAAAGAAUAUAGAACAUUCGUAAUUAAGCCCAUUCCGUCAACGAACGUAACGCCUGUGAUCGUAUUUAUAAAUCCGAAAUCUGGUGGCAAUCAGGGCCUGAAGCUCAUGCAAAAAUUCCAAUGGCUGUUAAACCCCCGACAGGUUUUUGAUCUGACUCAAGGCGGUCCAAAGUUCGGACUGGAUUUGUUCAGAAAAGUACCAAAUCUACGGGUUUUGGCGUGCGGUGGUGACGGUACCGUCGGUUGGGUGCUGAGCGUUAUCGAUCAAAUCAAAAUGAAACCGGCACCACCCGUCGGUGUUUUACCUUUGGGUACCGGUAACGAUUUGGCCAGGGCACUUGGAUGGGGUGGGGGAUACACUGACGAACCGAUUUCAAAAAUCCUUACCAACAUCAGCCACAGCGACACAGUUCUUCUGGACCGUUGGUGUCUGGAUGUGAGACCAAACCAGGAAACUGGAGAGCAACCGAACGACGGCAAAGACUCUCUCCCGCUAAACGUCGUCAAUAAUUAUUACUCUUUAGGGGUCGACGCUCAUAUUGCUCUGGAAUUUCACGAAGCCAGAGAGGCUCAUCCGGAACGGUUCAACUCGAGGCUACGUAACAAAAUGUUUUACGGUCAGAUGGGCGGAAAGGACUUACUGAAACGUAAAUGGAAAGGACUCGCGGAUUUCGUCACGCUCGAGUGUGACGGGAACGACAUCACACCGAAAUUAAAGGAGCUCAGGGUGCACGCCAUUGUUUUUUUGAAUAUCGGCAGUUAUGGAGGUGGUACGAAACCUUGGACGAAAACCAGCGGUACCACAGAUCCUAGUACCGAGGAUGGCCUGAUCGAAGUACUGGGACUGACCACUUACCAAUUGCCCCUACUGCAAGCCGGUGGUCACGGCACGAGCAUAACCCAGUGCCGUUCCGCGAAAAUCGUUACAACGAAAACCAUUCCGAUGCAGGUAGAUGGCGAGGCGUGCAAAUUGAAACCGUCGAUAAUCAGCAUCAGCCAUUUGAACAAGGCGACCAUGUUGGCCAAACGGAAGUCUGGAAAAGUGAUUCCGCCCCAAGCUGCUUUACAAACUUUGAAGUAUAACGUGUUUAAAUUAUCGAUGCCUGACUAUGAGCAACAUCAUUACGACAAGGAUAAACUGGCUGAAGUGGCUCUUCAAAUCGGAUCUUUGGAAAUGAUCAUAACGGCGGACCUGGAACAAGCUCGCACCCUGAUCAACCAAAUCCUGGAAGACCGAAAGGAGAACCAGGGCGGAAAUCUGGAAUGGUGCUUUGUCGAUUCUUGCACUGCGGAAAGAUUCUUCCGUAUAGACAAAGCCCAAGAGAACCUCCACUACGUCAUGGAUAUAGCGUGUGAGAACCUCUAUAUAUUGGAAUGUGGUGGUGGUACGGUACCACAAACUCCGGAAGAUGAGACCGCUCAUCCCUCGCCGACCUCCAACCAUAAAACCUCGUUGGUCAUACCGGAGAUGCGAAUUAGUGAUGAGGGAAGUUUGGAUUCUCCCAGUGACCAGCCUCCAGUACAGGAGGUCCAGAUAAUCGAUUCUCCCGAGGAGGGUGGGGGAGAUACCAUACGAAGUCCCACCACUACCGGGAAUAUUAUUAGAAGCUUUGCAGAGCGGUUGUUCAGUUUAAAUCAGCAGACAUGUAGUGCUUUUAGGAUUGUAGAAGAGAGACCAAACGAGGAGCUAAUAGAAGCGGCCAAAAAUGGCGACUUCACUACGAUUAAAGAAUUGCACCUACAAGGAUACUCGUUAAGAACAAGAGACUCUACCGGGCAAAUUCCCAUCCACUACGCAGCCAGAUACGGCCACAAGGACAUUAUCAAAUAUAUCAUUAAUAAUGCCCCCAAUACCAUUAAUGACAAAGAUAUUAAUUUAGGGCAAACGGCUUUACAUAAAGCAGCCUCCUACAGAUGGCGCGACAUCUGCUGUAUGUUAGUAGCGGGCGGGGCUAAACUGGACGUGACAGACCAUCGGGGAAACACCGCUCGUACUUUGGCUUUACAAAGUGAAGACAGGGAUCUCGCCGCUUACCUUUUAAGUCAAGAACAGUUCCAAGUGGCCUCAUCCGAAGACGGGACUGAAGUGUAAAUAAUUUAAGCGUAAGCUUACAUACUCCGGGCAUUUUAUAUUUAAUAUAAUAAAUCAGAUAAUACUAAGAAAAUGUCAAUACAUACGCCGAGACUUAUUUUCUUAUAUAUAUCUUGUAGUUUAAGGGUAAAUCAUACUUAUUAAUAGAAACUUUGCCUUUUUCAGUGCUCAUAUGAAUAUAUUUUUUCCGGCUAAGUAAGUUAUUACUUAUGCGACAUCUGGUGCCCAUUUUAUAACGACGUUCUUCCUAUAUUUAAGAGUUUUAUUGAAUUUUAAGAUCUAAUCUAAACAUAUGUGAUAUUAUAUAAAAUAAAUAUAUUUAUUAAUUUUGAAUCUUAGACGUGUAGGUAAUCCUUAUUGCGUAAAUUUAACCAAUUUAAGUGAGUAUGGUGGUUGGUACACCUGGGGAUUCAUUUUGCUCGCUUACAUAUUACAGGGUGGUUUUUCUCUGACCUAAAAUGUUUUAUUUAUUUAUGAACUACUUCUUAAGUUCUUUAAAAAAAAAAUCUCCCUGUACCCCGCUGACAUUCUUAUAAAACCCCAGGAUUUUAUCGUUUAAAAUCGAAUAUUUUUAAGGGAUAACUUAACUAUCUCAUUAGUUGAUAUUUGGACAUUUUUUGAAGCAUUGCAAAUGGGAUUGAAAAUGUUAGUUACUGUACAUUUUACUUAUAUUAUAUAGAAUUAGAGUAGUACGUAAAAUUUAUUUAAAUUCAAAUAAUUUCGCAACUUAAUCCCGAUAAUUUAAAGUCAAAUUUUUAGUGGUCCACCGAUAACUGCAUCGAUUAACUUUAAAACAUCAAAUGGGACACCCUGUAUAUGAUUACAUUUAAAGUAAAGCUUUUUGCAAUCUUAACCAAACUUUUUAAUGUUUUCCAGUGCUCGUUAUCUGUCAAAUAAUUUGAAAUGUCAACUGUCACUUGUAGUUUAUUCAAGUGGUUUUUCACGUAUAGACAGUGUAAGAAACUCCUAUACAAAUUCUUAACCUGACUUUUUAAUUUUUUCCACUGGCACUAUAUAAUUACAAAUGUCAAAAUUGUUGACGUUAAUGUCAAUGUCAUUUGAUCCCAGUCAUCUGUCAAAUAAUUUAAAAUGUCAACUGUCCUUUUUUAGGCAACUUUCUAAUAUGACAGCUGUUACUUAUCGAAAAAUUUGAAAUGCCAUUUGACGUUUGCUAGUCAUCUAUCAAAUAAUUUAAAACGUCAGCUGUUGUUCCUUUAAUAGAAAAGUUUUUUCCACUGAUAUUCAAUAAUUUCCAAUGUCAAAAAUACUGACGCAUGACGCUCAUUUUUUACAAAAUUGGAAAUGUCAAUGUCAUUUGUCGUUUGACACUCAAAUAUUUGAAAGUCAUUUAUUAAAUAUGUGAAAUGUGGGCUGUCAUUAAUUUAGUAGAAAGGUUUUUGAGGUGUAGACAGUUAAAUAACCUUAAUCUAACUUUUUUCUAACUCAACAUUUUCCCACUCACUUACAAAUGUCAAACUUUUUCACGAAUAACUGUCACAAACAGUAACUGUCACUAACUAAAAAAUUUGAAACGUCAAUAUCAUUUGACCUUUGCUAGUUUUGUCAAAUAAUUUGAAAUGACAGCUGUCACUUCUUUAGUAGAAAGGUUUUUAAGACAUAGACAGUUAGAAAACCUUAACCUAACUUUUCAACAUUUUUACAUUGACAAUUACAAAUGUCAAAACUGUUGACGGAUGACAGUCAUUUAUCGGAAAAUUAGAAAUGUCAAUGUUAUUCAACGUUUUCCAGUCAUCUGGCAAAUUAUCUGAAAUGUUAACUGUCACCAGUUUCGUUGAGUGGUUUUUGACGUAGUGGCAAAAUCUAUUCUUGCAAUUCGUAACCUAACUUUUUAAAAUUUUUUCCAUUGACACUAUAUAAUUUCAAAUGUCAAAAUCAGUGACAGAUAACAGUUAUUAAUUAAAAAUUUUAAAUGUCAUUUGACGUUUCUUAGACAUCUGUCAAAUUAUUUGAAAUGUCAGCUGUUAUUACUUUAAUAGAAAAGUUUUUGAGGCGUAGACAUUUGAAAAACCUUAACCUAACGUUUCAACUUUUUACACUGACAAUUACAAAUGUCAAAACUGUUGACGGAUGACAGUCAUUUAUUGAAAUAUUAGAAAUGUCAUUUAAUAUUUUAAAGUCAUCUGUCAAAUAAUUUUAAAUGCCAACUGUCAGUAAUUUAGUCGAGUAGUUUUUCGAGGCGGUGAAAAAAUCUCUUUGUCAAACUUUUAAUCUAUUUUCUUUGACAGUAUUUAAUUUCAAAUGUCAAAAUUGUUGACGGAUAGGUCAACAAAGGAUUAAUUAUUAACAAAUUUGAAAUUUCCAUGUCAUUUGACGUUUGCCAGUCAUCUGUCAAAUAAUUAAUGUCAGCUAUUACUACUUCAGUAGGCAGGCUUUUGAGGCGUAGACAGUUGAGAAAUCUUAACCUAAUUUUUGAAAAUUUGUUCUCUGACAAUUACAAAUGUCAAAACUGCUGACGCAUGACAGUCAUUUAUCGCAAAAUUAGAAAUCCCAAAUAUCGUUUGCCUGUUACCUGUCAUAUAAUUUGAAAUGUCAACUGUCCCUAGUUUAGUCGAGUGGUUUUUGACGUAGUGGCAAAAUCCUAACCUAACUUUCUAACAUUUUUCUAUCGACACUAUAUAAUUUGAAAUGUCAAAAUUGGUGACAGAUGAUCGUUACUUAUUAAUAUGUUAUUUGACUUAUGUUAUUUGAAUUUAAAAUGACAGCUACGAUUUUAGUAAACAGGUUUUUCAGACGUAGACAACUGAAAAUCUUAACCUAACUUUUCAACAUGUUGCCACAAUUACAAAUGUCAAAACUGCUAACGCAUGACAGUCAUUUAUCGCAAAAUUGGAAAUGCCAAUUGCCACUAGUUUAGUCGAGGGUAUUUUUGACGUAGUGACAAAAUCUAGUCUUUAUUUCAAUUGUCAAAAUUGUUGAUGUAUGACAGUUAACUAUUAAAAAAUUUAAACUGUCAAUGUCAUUUUAUGUUUGCCAGUGAUCUGUCAAAUAAUUUAAAAUGUCUGUAUUUUGAAUUUUGAGGCGUAAACUAAUAAUCAACUUUAACCUAACUUUUCAACAUUUUGCCAUUGACAAUUACAAAUGUCCAAGCUUCUGACGCAUGAAAGUCAUUUAUCGAAAAAUUUGAAAUGUCACGAUCAUUUGACGUUUACCAGUCAUCUGUCAAAUAUUUUGGUAACGUAACUGUCUGUGUAGUUGAGUAGUAUUUGACGUAUAAACUACUACUUUUUUAAAUUACUUCAAGGGUAUCAAAGGAGUUCAACUGCCAAUAAGAAAUUAAUUAUUAAUUCCUGGGAGGAAAUGCUUUUACUUAUUAAAAAAUUUAAAAUGUCAAUGUUCAAUCAACUGUCAAUACUGCUGACACUUGACAAAUGUCAUAAAAUCGUUUAAUUGAUGCGGUUUUCAGUGAGCCACGCCUUAUAUAUAUACCAGAAUGCGCCCUUAAGAGUACCAAAUCGUUUUCGCUAUUUUGGAAGAAAAAAAUCCUUUAAAAAAGCAAAUAUAUUAACAUAGAAGUUUAUUGCACCACACUGUAGAUAAAUCUCAUAUAGAGAGCGUGCUGAGACUAUUUUUCUACAUAUAAUUGUAAAUAAACUAAUCACAAAAUGAUAAUAUUAAUCAAUUAUAUUCUUAUGAUAAAAUAUAACCUACUAUAAACGUCACUGUAAAAAUGGCACCUUAUAGGGGAAGAUUUUUUAAAUUUAAGAGUUUAAAUAUCGACCAACUUAAUUGUAUUUCAAACUUUAAGGGCGCAUAGUUUGUAGCAUAGAGUGCGCACGUUAAAUACCCCUUUCACCCUCUGGCGCCAUUUUCGACUGUCAUUUUUAUGUCAAAAAAUGCCACGCCCCUAUUAAGAAUUAGGGAGGGAGUGGGAAUUUAAUGGUACGCACUGUAUAUAUUAAUAAAUUAGGAUGUAUAUUCAAAAAAAAAAUAGCAAUCUCGCUCGACUCUUUCAUUAGUGUGUAGAUUUAAUGAAUAAAAGUGUGAUCUAAAAAAAAAACCUUUUAAAACAUAUUUUUAGAUUUAGGGAUUUAUUUAUAUAUUGUUACUCGAUUAAUUUUUAAAAAUUUUAGUAAGAGAUGCAAACCGAGACCAUUAAAAUAUGAGGCAAUUCAGGGUAGGUCGUGAUUUUUUUAAAUUAAGGGUUGUGACAUCUAUAAAACGCAAAUUAAAAAUUCUAAUAUUUUUUUCGAUGUAUGGGUGUCUUGGUAGUCUUAAGAGAUAGACAUUUGGUUAGAUUCAAACAGACUUAUGCCAAUAACAAUGUGCAAGACAAAGAAAGGCAUAUUGAAAAAAUAUUCUUGCCUUUAGAAAGAUCCUAAGAAAAAUUACUGAACUAUUUUAAACCCAUGUACAGGAUUUUCAAUUGUAUAUCUUACAUUUACUAAAGUCUCCAUUUACUUCCACACAACACCCAAAUAUGUAUAAACAAUACCUCAACCAUAUACUUACAUAAGGGCUUGCAUCUCAUUUUUGUGAUACUAUAUUAUACUACUACUAAUACAUGCCUAUAUAUUAAAUAAUAAAUCUAAUGUACAUAAAUACUAAAAUCGAUUAUUUAAAAGGCAAUUGAAAUCCUAGACUAAGAAAAUCGUUUUACUUUCUAUAAACAACGCAAUAUCUGGAUUAUUAAGUGCACACUUUCACUGAAAAAAAAAACUAUUUUUUAAACUAAUAUCUGCUCACCACACUGUAAAAAUAUAAUUAUUAUUAAAUAAUCUAGUGAUAUAGAAACAAACCCUUUGACCAAAAAAAAAUUGUUAAUUCGCUAUAAAAAUGUCCAUAAAUGUAAUUUUUCUCUUUGAGUAGUGAUUUAGGAUAUAGAGCACCCUCAUUUGAUUCCUAUACCGUAGUCUGUUGCACCAUAGUUAUCGCCUAAGACUUUUUAAACUGGUUUUAAGGACGUAUGUCAUGAUAGGCUCAGUGAACUAAAAAUGCGCCCUCCGGUGUCACUUCGAUAAUAAACUAAGACAUACAAUAUCAUGGCCACCCCCUGACUAACGUUGAUCUGUCAUAAACUAUAUUAAUGCUGGUGCAGCAGACUAAACACACUUCUUAGUUCGUAUAUUCUAGAAGAAAAAAAUACUUUUAAAAUGAUUUUAACAUUUAUAGAAAUAUAUUUGAAACACGAUAAUAAAUAUCUGAACCGCA
Anthonomus grandis grandis is the source of this 10601-nucleotide messenger RNA. It is a transcript of the gene rdgA, whose product is annotated as eye-specific diacylglycerol kinase. Gene Ontology annotation, molecular function: ATP-dependent diacylglycerol kinase activity; protein binding. Gene Ontology annotation, biological process: diacylglycerol metabolic process; lipid phosphorylation; intracellular signal transduction. NCBI's taxonomy places the organism in Eukaryota, Metazoa, Arthropoda, Insecta, Coleoptera, Curculionidae. The transcript has 30 exons. Bases 1440 to 5432 code for a protein of 1330 amino acids. The record is from RefSeq and is a predicted model, not a curated record.